AAGUGCGCAACAGUCCGGAAGUGGUCAGUCUGCUAGCUAAUUCUUACAACGUCUAUCUACCUCUUUCAGACUGGUAACCAAUUGAAUUCUUAAGGCUGUUUGGGGUUCUAUGGAAGAGAUGUCAGGAGAGAGCGUGGUGAGCACGGGGUUGCCUGCAGCUACGACCCGUACCACUUCGUUCAAAGGCUCCAGCCCCAGCUCCAAGUAUGUGAAGCUGAACGUGGGCGGUGCGCUCUACUACACCACCAUGCAGACGUUGACCAAGCAGGACACCAUGCUCAAGGCCAUGUUCAGCGGCAGGAUGGAGGUCCUCACAGACAGCGAAGGCUGGAUUCUGAUUGACCGUUGUGGGAAACACUUUGGGACCGUCCUGAACUACCUGAGGGACGGAGCGGUGCCCCUGCCCGACAGCCGGAGGGAGACGGAGGAGCUACUGGCGGAGGCCAAGUACUACCUGGUCCAGGGCCUGGCGGAUGAAUGCCAGGCCGCUCUGCAGAACAAAGACGCCUACGAGCCGUUCUGUAAAGUGCCCCUGGUGACAUCAUCGAAGGAGGAGCAGAGGCUCAUCGCUACCUCGAACAAGCCAACAGUCAAACUCCUGUACAACAGAAGCAACAACAAAUACUCCUACACCAGUAAUUCCGACGACAACAUGCUGAAGAACAUCGAGCUGUUUGACAAGCUGUCGCUGCGCUUCAACAACCGCGUGCUCUUCAUCAAGGACGUGAUCGGGGACGAGAUCUGCUGCUGGUCCUUCUACGGUCAGGGCCGCAAGAUCGCCGAGGUAUGCUGUACCUCCAUCGUCUACGCCACGGAGAAGAAGCAGACCAAGGUGGAGUUCCCCGAGGCUCGCAUCUACGAGGAGACCCUCAACAUCCUGCUGUACGAGUCCCAGGACGGGCGCGGCCCUGACAACGCCCUCCUGGAGGCCACGGGGGGCGCGGCCGGCCGCUCCCACCACCUGGACGAGGACGACGAGCGCGACCGCAUCGACAGGGUUCGCCGGAUCCACGUCAAACGGCCCGACGAUCGCACGCACCACCACCACCAGUGACUGCUGUCCUGUCAAGCAGCAUCCCCCAGCCCCGCUCCCCCACACUCCAGGAGAGCACUCUGGGGCUGGACUGUCGCCUGUGCCUUACACCCCAUGCCUCUCUCGCUUCUCUCUCUCGCUUCUCUCUCUCUCUCACUAGCGCUCUGUCUCACUAGCGCUCUCUCUCUCUCGUCCUACCACCCUCUAAACGUUGGCUUGGUGAGAGGGUCCAAACUUAAACUGGUUUGAAAUGGUGAAUUCCCUUUUUUAGUAGUUAUUUGAUGAGUGUUUUAUUGUCUUGUGUGAAGAGGUGUUUCGCUGUUCUGUGUGUCCCAGCAGAGUCUGAGUCUGGAGGUCGUGUAUGUUAGUGUAUGAACCUGCAGUAUUUGUUUUUAAUAGUCGCUCUGGAUAAGAGCUUCUGCUAAAUGACUAAAUGUAAUAUGAAAAGGAUUUUAUGCAUAGUAAUAGCUCCAGUAGAAAUCAUUGUCAAUGUGUGUUAAUCCGUUUCCCUCCUUACAGCCUCGAUAAACAGCCAGAAAAAUAAGAGCCAUGUGAUAUGUGCAGUAGGCAAGUCGAUGUUUAUUGUCUAAUACUGUUUUGGUAUGUCAAACGUGCUCAUUUGUCACUUAGUGUUAAGACCCCUGAUCAUGGCAGGGAACUUGCUGUUCCAGAAAUCCCCACUAGGAGGCAGCGGUCUAUCAGAAGAUGGCAGCCUUCGUUGUAGCCAUGAGGUCAUGGCCUCAUUUGAAUUCAUUUGUAUUGAAAUCACAAUCACAAUACCCAUUGUUGAAUAUGUCCGAUUUGGAGGUAAUGGAAGCUGUAGCCUAUUUCAGAGCCCCGUAAGACAUCUUUUUUUUAAUGACUAUUUAAUGAAGUGUUCCUAAGUUCCUCGCAAGUGAUCAUUUCAAAGGGGAGAACCUGAGCUGUUGCAGGAGGUGUUGAGUGUUCCAGGGUGAUUGGAUGAUGGAGCCCAUGGCUGGAAUGAAUGAGUGAAACCAGACCCCCCCCCUCAGUGAAAGAGGCCAGUCUGCCAACAAGCUUUUAACAGCCAGAGGAAUUAGACCUGUCCCUCAUCAUGACAGUCAUUAAGACGCGUGUACUGUGUCCACAAGCCAGAUGCAAAUGUGUGUCUUUUUAACAAACUUCGGUACUUCUAGAUAAAUCUGUUUCUACAAACAAACAUGCACACAGAAUAUUUUACAUAUACUGUAUUUAUACCUACAAUAAAGUAUUUAUACCAGCUA
Hypomesus transpacificus is the source of this 2277-nucleotide messenger RNA. It is a transcript of the gene kctd10, whose product is annotated as potassium channel tetramerization domain containing 10. The record is from RefSeq and is a predicted model, not a curated record. The transcript is spliced from 7 exons. Gene Ontology annotation, molecular function: protein binding; ubiquitin-protein transferase activity. Lineage: Eukaryota; Metazoa; Chordata; Actinopteri; Osmeriformes; Osmeridae. Gene Ontology annotation, biological process: proteasome-mediated ubiquitin-dependent protein catabolic process; protein homooligomerization; protein ubiquitination. Bases 110 to 1054 code for a protein of 314 amino acids. Gene Ontology annotation, cellular component: Cul3-RING ubiquitin ligase complex.